Messenger RNA from Danio aesculapii, 5072 nucleotides. Its product is annotated as zinc finger protein 883. Bases 423 to 1805 code for a protein of 460 amino acids. NCBI's taxonomy places the organism in Eukaryota, Metazoa, Chordata, Actinopteri, Cypriniformes, Danionidae. The transcript has 2 exons. The record is from RefSeq and is a predicted model, not a curated record.
CAAUACAAUAUCACCGACUUAGCGUAGAGUAACGAGAGCGAGGAGCAGACGCGUUCGGUUAAUCAACAAACGAAGUGAGUCACAGGGACAGGAAGACGCGCUGUGAUAUUAUUACACUGCUCUCACAGUGUCUGGAUUGAGGAAUUUAAAUGCAUCUGAGAUCAUGCAGCCACACCGGCCAUAUGUCACUCUCUGAGCCUCCCUCACUAAUAAAACCUGAAGAUUAGAUUACGCUCUUUCUGACCUCAAUUGUACUGUUAUUGCUCCAAGAGAGGCAUCGCUGAUUACCAGUAAUGUUAACCGGUCAACGGGGAUUUUAAACACUGAAUGGGCUCAGGAUUUGCCGAGGUGUAAAUUAAGUCUGGCGUAGGCCCCUGUACCCUAGUGAGAAAACAACAGAAGGGGCCUGAAGAUCAGCCCUAAUGGAAGAGAUCGAAACAGAGCUGACCUGCUCAGAGCAGGAUGCUUUAGGAGCAGAUUUCAUCACAGUGGAGCUGGACACCCAACCCAUCGAAUAUGUGGUCAAAUGGGCCGAGGCGGGCUCCAAAUUCACCAUAGCCUGUGUGAAGAAGGAUCUGGAAGAGGCUGGCUGCUUCACCUCCGAUCAGAUGGUGAAGGUGGAUGCAGACGAGACCUUCUUUGUCCCGUACGAAUCUGUGUAUCCCGAGUGUGACGAUGCCGAUACAGAACUGAUCGCCACUCAUGAGGAGGAAGUAGGAAGCGAGUUAGACUUCAACAACAGUACAGAAACGAUGAACAGCCAGCUCUGCGAAGAAGAGGAUAUUUCUGACGUCUCCUGGGAGAAGGAGGUGUCUCUGGCCAGAACCUACAACUGCCACUUUUGUGGGAAGAGCUACAGCCAUUCCUCCAGUCUCGCCCGCCAUCUGCACACACACACGGACCGACCGUCACUCGCUACCUCGAAAGAUUUCAGCAAGUUAUGUGACGGCAAAAAAGCUCUACAGUGCAACCUCUGCGGGGUCAGAUGCAACGGCAAGCGGCUUCUGGCGAUACACAAGAAAUGCCACAAAACCAAAAGACUGCACACGUGCAACACAUGCGGCAAAACCUUCAAUCACAGCUCCAGUUUAUCGCGGCAUCGACUAAUUCACAAAAAAGGUUUGGAUAAAAGCGCUAGGCCGUUAUACCCCACCCCGACCCCAGCUCCCAUCAUGACUCAGCACAGUUUCCCAUCAGCCGCAAAUAAACGAAUGGGUGAACAAGAGAAGCAAUACCAGUGUGCGCAGUGUGACAGGGUCUUCAGCCACUCCGCCAGCCUCUCUAAGCACCAAGUUGCGCAUGUGCGUCAGCUGCUGAACUCCUACACGCAUGGAAAAGACAAGUCGUCGGAUUUGAAGAUCCGUCUAAAGCUGUGCUCCCGCGACAAGCCCAACUAUUACACCCUGUGCAAGAAAAACAAGCACAGCAAACGUGGAAAGAAAAGGCUGUACCUGCCUAAUGAGGAGAGGCCGUACCCCUGCCGCAUGUGCGACAAGCGCUUCAGUCAUACCACCAGCCUCUCCCGGCAUGAGCACAUGCACGCUAGCGAUAAGCGAUACGCCUGCGACGUCUGCAAGAAGACCUUCGUCCGGCAGUCCAACCUUAAGCAGCACCAGCAGACGCACGCUUCCGGCAAACUCUACCAAUGCCAACAGUGCGGGAAGACUUUCGUUCACUCCUCCAGCUUCUCGCGCCAUAAGAAGGUGCACGCAGCCAUGAGGUUUUCCCCGAUGGAGGAGGACAUUACGUGUGAGGAGGAACUGGUGAUCGACGAGGCCGCUCCGCUUGAAUAUGAAUCUGAGUGAGAAAGACUUCCCAACACAAAUGUUCUGAUGGAUGUUCCUGUUUUAAUCACUCGUUAGGGACGUCAAAAGUAUAGACUUCGGUAGAAAUCGGUGCUGAAAUUUAAAAAAAACGAUAACAUGUGAGUGCUAUUCAGUACAGGUUCUUAAAGGGACGGUUCACCCACAACUUGUGUUGUCACGAUACUGGAAUUUCGGUACCAGUUAGUACCGAACUGUUCAUUUCAUGCUAACAUUGGAGUGUUUAUAACACGACCGAUUUGCCAUUUAUGUUUGCGUGCUCAACAGAAAUGACUGUGAUUGGCCAUGAAGGUCAUCAGUUCACCACAAUUUACCUAUGUUUACAGUGUAAACACAGAUACAGGGACACUGAAGCAUUUCAAAGCCACAAAGAUCAGCUGCCAUAUGAGCGAUCUGCUGAUGGAUCAGCUGAUAUUCGCAGCAUUGAAACAAUCCAGCGUUCCUAUAUCUGCGUUUUCACUUGGUAAAAAUCAGUGAAGUUUGUUGAACUGAUAACAUUCACAGCCAAUUGCAGUAAUUUCUGUUAAGCACGUGAACACAAUAGCAAAUCUGCGCUGUUUAAGAACAUGCUUCAAUGUUAACGGGAAAUGGACGCGUUUAAAAUUUCUGUUCCGAUUGGUUCCGAAUUUGCACUAUCAUGACAACACUACCUAAAACUGAAAAUUCAGUCAUCGUUUACUCGCCCUUAACUGGUCACAGACCUGUUUGAGUUUCUUUCUUCUUCUGAACACAGAAAAACUUCUUUAGAAAAAUGUUGUAACCAUUGACUUCUAUACUAUUUGUUUUUCCUGCUGUGGAAGUCUUGGUGGAUUCUAGGUUUCAACAUGUUUCAAAAUCAUCUUCCUUUGCAUUUAAAUGAAUUAAGGUUCAGUGAAUGGUAAGUAAAUGUUAAUUUUGUGGGUAAACUGUUCCUUUAAACAGUACUAAUUGGCAAUUGUGUCCACACGCUCAACGUAUGACGGUGAUGCUUUUCAUUCCCUACUGAAAAAAACAGCUUAAACCAGCCUAGGCUUGUUGGCUGGUUUUAGCUGGUCGACCAGCCUGAUUUUAGAGGGGUUUUGGCCAUUUCCAGGCUGGUUUCCAGCCAUUUCCAGCCUGGUCUUAGCUGGUCAGGCUGGAAAAUGACCAGCUAAAACCAGCUUGACCAGCCUAGCCAGGCUGGGAGCCCAGCUAUGUCCAGCUUAAACCAGGCUGGUCAAGCUGGUUUUAGCUGGAUUUAGCUGGUUAUUUUUCAGCCUAACCAGCUAAGACCAGGCUGGAAAUGGCUGGAAACCAGCCUGGAAAUGGCCAAAACCCCUCUAAAACCAGGCUGGUCAACCAGCUAAAACCAGCCAACCAGCCUAGGCUGGUUUAAGCUGGAUUUUUCAGCAGGGUUGAAACACUGGAGCAGAUAUAUGAGUCGAUAUAUGACGGAUCAGCUGAUAGACGUAACUUCAAACACUCCAGUGUUUAUACAUCUGUGCAAUCAUUCAGUAAAAAGCGUUCAUUAGAGCCAAUCACAGUCAUAUCUGUUAAACAUGUGAACAUGAUGCCCAAUCAGAGGUGUUUAAAACCCUCAUAUGGAGAUUUCUAAAAUUUCAGUACUGAUCGGAACCAAAGACAAUACCUUUGACAUCCGUACCCCUCGUUCAUGUUUUGCGAAGUUAUAAUUUGGGUGUGGUUUCCCUUACUAUGAAGCUUCUAUCUAAUAUUCUUGUAAUUAUUAAAAGCCCUGUUUGGCCACCUUUAUUAAUAUAUAUUACAAACAAUUAUAUAUAUAUAUUUCGUUUUUUUCUUGACAUUCCCUUUCGCUCGUUCAGGGUAAUUAUUUGCAAGUCCAUUUAUACAAAUAAAGUCCCUUAAUUUUUAGAUGUAUACACGAAAAACAAGAGGCGACACUGGCAGUGCAGGUCUUAUUCAUUUCCCAUGCUUGCACUGAAUCUGUGAACCCUAAAUAGUGUACUUUCUGAGAUGAGGUUGAAUUCAAAAGUGUGCCGGUAGGAGUUUUGUAUGCAAAAAGUACAUUUUAUAUGCAAUUUACUUGAAGGUUGUUCUAUUAAGUGUGCGGUUUGGAUCAGUAGUUUUCCCUAUAUUAUUAAUUUCAUUGACCAACUAAUUCAGAAGACAGAAAGAACAGGUUUUUGCAGUGUGGUUUGUGAUUACUUCAAUAUAAUCUGCGGGAUGAGUGCAAAUGGAGACGCUUACUCUUAACUAACAAAGUGUUUUGGGGUGAUUUGAGUGUUCUGGGUUUGAUUUUAACACGUUGGUACUUGUUUCCUAUUGUUUAUUUGUCAAAAUAUGAAAUCCAAUAUGUCCACGGAGGGUGUUUAUUAUUAUAAAUCGGAUGCUUAUCGGACAUGUACAGAUGCACUUCAAAUAUUGUUCCUAUAGAUUUCUGUGUGUGUGAAUUUGAUGAAUAUGAGAAAAGGAUAUACUCGCAAAUAAUAAAACAAAGCUUUUUACUUCUGCUGUAUAUGUGUAAAAAGUUGCAGUUGCAAAACAAGAAGUUCUAUCGGAUUUAUUUUUCUGUAUCUUCAUAAGUUAUGGAAUAGCCAAGGGAUUUCAUAUUUUAACAAGCAUUGCACUAUUGUAUUUAUAUAGACGGACAGAAGCACUACGUAUUUAGGAAAUUGGAACAUGGCUUUUGUGAAUCUCCCGGUGAAAUCCUCAAGGCACGGAAAUAUCUUCCACACGCUCUGGAAAAAUUGAUCAAGUGCCCUCAGCUAUACUUUGUGCAAGACCAAAGCUCUUCGACGCAGCACUGAAGACCUGCAGUUCAGCUUAUCAAAUGUGUUUAAUCAAACUCUUGUUAGAUGUUCAUGUGUGUCUGGGGUUUUCCGUUGGCCAUUUACUGUAUGUAUUGGAAUUGUAUGGCGAUUAAUGGUGUUUUGAGAGUCGAGAUUCACGUAUGAAGCACAGAUGAUGAUGUUACAUGCAGAAGGAUGUUGUUAAAAAGCUCUUGGUACUCUUUAUUGUUUUUGUUUUGGGGGUAUAUUUUCUUCUUAAAGCAUAAUUCAUAUCCCCCUGAUGUUUUAUUAUCAUCGUUUUCCAUGAAUGCAAGGUUUACUCCCUUUCCUGUCCACACUUUUCAUCAUUUGAUUUAUAUUUGUCAUCUUACUUUGGUUUUCAAUUGCUGUAGCUGUUUCAUCUCUGAAUGCAGCAGACUUACAUCUAUAUAAAGCUGGUUUUGUAUUGUGUUUGCCAUUAGAUUACAGUUUAAGAGUUCUGUCCUGGAGUUUUUUGUAAUAAAUUGGUUCAUGAAUCAGUUUA